This is a messenger RNA of Glossina fuscipes, 3129 nucleotides long. Its product is annotated as anillin-like. NCBI's taxonomy places the organism in Eukaryota, Metazoa, Arthropoda, Insecta, Diptera, Glossinidae. Gene Ontology annotation, biological process: actomyosin contractile ring assembly; septin ring organization; mitotic cytokinesis. Gene Ontology annotation, cellular component: actomyosin contractile ring. The transcript has a single exon. The record is from RefSeq and is a predicted model, not a curated record. The coding region runs from base 1 to 3129 and encodes 1042 amino acids.
AUGACUCCUGCACCAAUACAAAUGACAUCAAAAUACUUGGAGCUCACUCAAGAGAAACGCCAGCAAAUAAGAAGUAAAGUCUUUGAUUUAAACGAUCAUAGCGCAUCUAAUGCUGACAUAUAUGAUGCGAAAGGAGACGCUAGUGUUAACUAUAAGCAGAGGAGCAACAGUAGUCACCAAUCGAACGACGAUAUAACCGAUCGCAGUAUGAAAGAGUCGUAUACCUCAUCUAUAUUGCUGCCUGAACUCGAUUUGUCAAAUUUAGGAAGCGGGAAAUCACUUCAGUCCCUUUGUUCUUUUACAACAACAUCACACGAAAAAGUUGACAAAAUAAGCAACGAAGAAGAACGAGAAGGUAAUAGAAAACCGAAGCAACCGAAAUGGAAUGCAAAAGGUUUGCAAAGACGUGGAUUUUCCAUAUUCAAAGCAGUUUAUGAAUUUCAUAAAGAGCAACAACAUCAGUUAGAGCAGAAGCAUGUGUUGAAAGAAAGCUCCUUCACGGCAGUUGGCGGAGAAAAGAUAAGUAAUACAAUUGCUGAGCAAAGUAACGCAAAAGGGAGAUUAAAUCGACAGAUGGAAGACAAAAAAAUGGCGAGAGUGAAGCCAGGUUUAGUAUCGGAUAGGGCAGCACUGUUUGAAGCUCAAUAUAAAGAAGAAACUGCUCAGUGUCCUCAAAGGGAUCAAAUCGAAGUGUCGGUGAAGGAACGCAUGAGAUUAUUUGAAAGGAAUAGAACUAAAUCUUUGGCACAGCGGGCGCGCCUCGGCGGGGCUUCGACUCAAUUUUCUCAAAGUAAAAAAAAAACACAAAUUAAAGAUGUGUGCGCGACUGUCAAGCUUCCUACAGUCAAAGCCAAUGUUGAUAAGAAGGUACGAGCGAAAGUGGUUGCUUUGCUGCUGGCUUCAAAUGAAAAUAAAACUGAAGGUGAUCUACGUAAGCGAAGGGAAGAAGAUUUGCAAGUACUAGCCAAGGCGUUUAAUAAGAAAAAUCAGUAUUACGGUAUUCUGCCGGCAGCUCUUCAACAGCCAGAGAAGGGCGUAAAUUUAGGACAAGAGCCCGAGUCUAAUUCUUCCGCUAUUCCUUUACCAACGCCACAAACUUUGGACUUUUAUGCGAAACAAGAACCUUUAAAUGAUCCCAACGAUAAUGAAGCUAAACGAACUCCCAUAUCCGACCAUAAACUUGCAUACAGUGAUUCAUCGGAAUUUGACUCCAAUAAAUCGUUUUCGCAUAGUGAAAAUAGUUAUCGCACACACACCACUGUCUCCUCCCUGAAUACAACAAAUGAUUUGAAAGAAACGACAGAACCUUUAAGUUCAAGCGAAAAGCAAAGAAAUAGAUUGCAGCAAAAAGGACUCGAGUGGGGAGAAGGCGAAACUGAGAGCAAUAUCGGGGAAACCAAAACCUGCGAACAUCACUUUAGUGCGAUGAAAGUUAUCCUUAAUGACAAUGAGAUGCUAAACGUGCAACGUAUCAAUGGGAAGUCAAUGACAGCGCAAAAAGCUACAAUGAAAGAAAUGUGCUUUGGCGACACCAAUCUUUAUCCUCAAAAUUCUCGUAGUCUGGAUAGUUCUUUAAACGCCUUUGAAGGGUGCAUAGAUUGUAACAGGAAUUUACACAAAUCUUUCGAUUAUCAAGCGGAUGGCACUGAUGAUUGCUCUGAAGACGAAGAUCGUCAACAAGAGGGAAACAAUAUGCGUUUAUCGAGGGACCUUGGCCUUGGUACAACAACUAUUCCCAGCUCUUCUUCCCGCAGCCCUUACGCGCAAUCCGCCGAAAUGGAGUUGAAUGUACACAAAGACAACAGUAAUUUGACUAUGCUUUCACAAGCAGGAAACGCUCGUCCUGAAGAUAAACGUGCACCUUCUACAUGGAUACAUGAAACAUGCUGCGAACACAAGCAGGACGUCUUGCAAUUCGAUAACGGUAAUGACAAUAGCGAUGUUGAUUUAAUGCAAAUGAAUGAAGAAGAGAACGAUAGUAUUGCGAUUCCGCAGAAAAUCAAAAAAUUGUUAGACGAAGUUUUCAAACAAAAACGUAUUACAGCUCAGGCUAGCCGAGCUUUGAAGUUAUGUUCUGCUACUACUAUCCUUUCCGGUGGUGCGGAAACCGCGGAAAAGAAACGCCAUUUAUUGGCGGCGAUCAAUCGCCGCCAAGCGUGUUUAAAUGAAGUGCAAAGCUUGCGUGUGGGAAAAAGGAUGCAUUCUUUGGGUGUGGCACGCGAAAGGGGACGUAUUACCGUUAAAGAGAUUACGUUGCCGUUGCGACAAUGCUAUACACGACAAUUGGCCUUAGAAACUACACCUGGUCAUUACUUGGUCUGCUUACUUAAAUGCAAUGAAUAUGUGUUGGCCACCAAAGCGAGACCGACUUUACCGGGUUUAUUGGCGGUGAAAUUUCCCGAAAUUUUACGCCUUAACGGCGUGAACACAGACUUCAAAGUUACCAUAGAAAUUUACGGUAUGUCGGCUGUGCCUCAUCAGGUUGAAUAUCGUUUAAAUUCGAAUAAGAUGCCUAAGAAAAAGAAGAAGAAUAGAAACGAUAGUUGUAUAACAAUUUCACCGGUUCAAAGUUCGUCAGAAUGUCCGACAAAUUUGGUGCAGUACGGGUUUGCCGCAUUUACCCUAAGGGAAGUGCAGAAGACUAAUUGGACUUUUGUGCAGGUUGCGGACGCUUGCCCUCUAGAAGGUCUUGUGCAUAUGAAAGUUAAUUGCGAGAUGUAUGUAUCGGUGGAACAUAACGGUUUUCUUACCAUUUGUAAGAAUGUUUCCGGUUUAGGUGCUUGGCAUCGAUAUUACUGCCAUUUAAGCGGUACUAUCUUCAACUACUGGGAAUAUCCUGAUAAUAAUACAGAAAAGGAGCCUAUUGGUUCCAUAGAUUUGUAUAGUGCCGUCACACAAAAAGUGACGAUAGCACCGCCUGAUGUUUGUUCACGUCCUAAUACCAUUAUGCUGGAAUGUCACCGCUCUAUUCGAGAAAUGGACCAAGCAUCUUCGAGGACCGCAGCCGAUGAGCAUAAAACGACAGUUCGGCAUCUAUUGUCGACUGAUACUGACGAGGAAUGCCUUGCUUGGUGCGCCUAUUUUAAUAAAGCUUUGGCUGUAUUGCGUGCAUGGGGAUUACCACAGUAA